Exaiptasia diaphana is the source of this 1793-nucleotide messenger RNA. RefSeq lists its product as uncharacterized. NCBI's taxonomy places the organism in Eukaryota, Metazoa, Cnidaria, Anthozoa, Actiniaria, Aiptasiidae. The record is from RefSeq and is a predicted model, not a curated record. Gene Ontology annotation, molecular function: protein binding.
CAAAUUAUUAUCUUAUAGGUUAUGAUAUUGUAAUAUCAAGUAGACAAAAGYAUAUCAAUUCAUCUGGUAUCCUGUUUUCAAAAGUUGGUACAAGUUUAGUGUUAGAUUGUUCAAUUUCAAAUAAGUCUGUACAAAUUGAAUGGAAGACAUCAAAGGACAUUCAUGGCACUUCAAUAAGAUUACAAAACACUUCUGUGAUUCAGUAUAAAAUUGACAAAGUGACAUGGAAUAUGAAUGGUUCUAUACUCUGGUGCAGGCCCGCUAUCAGUAUGSAUGGUAUAGAUGGAGUMAAAGCCACAGUGAUUGUUGGAGAUAUYCCCAGCCCUCCACGAGACUUCUCUUCCAGUAUAUAUGAUGUAAAUUUAUAUAUUGUCCGUCUAUCCUGGAAACCAGCUUUAUACACUGGUGGAUUACCAGCGUACUAUAAGAUAUCAUAUUAUCAGUGUUAUAACAAGACAUAUAUACCUAGUCAUCCURAAUAUAAUUUUUGCCGUACAUCUCAUAUUAGUGGUCGUAAGGAKUAUAGCUGUAGCAUGAAACGAGAUGACAUGGUGAAUUUACCAAUUAAAUCUGAACAGUUGUGCGAGAUAUUUCAUGUUACUCUGGUGACAGUUAAUAAUAUUGGUGUUAGUGAUGCUGUUAAUAUGUCACUUUAUUUGGGAUAUGGAGGAGAGACACCUUUUAUGCCAACUCCACUCCCACCAUCCCAUCUACAGGCUGAAGCACAAGGGARUUACAUUACUGUAAGGUGGAAAACAAAGGAAUAUUACCAGGAAUUAAUAGAUCCAACGUACAUAAUACUUUAUCAUGGGGAUCGCAGCCAGACUUCUGAAGCUAUCGGCCCAGUAACUACAACAACUGACGAAGGAGAACCCAAGCAAGGACCAAGUAUCUCUGGAAUUAAUAAUAUMGUACAUGAUAAUGAUAAUACAGUUAGAGAUGUAGCAUUACAAUGGGAGUUCAAGGAGCCAAUGGUGUCAAGUUGGCAAGGGAAACCUGCUAACAUCACUGUGCACUACAGAAACAUAGCAAAGCAGUCUACGUAUGAAAAAAUAACCUURCCAGCCAGUCAAGAGGUACCAAGAAAUGUGACUCUGACAGGACUCAAYUCUGAUAAUGACUAUCAGGCUUAUACGACACUGUGUAAUACAAAACAUUGUGGAGGAAUGGGGCCRCAGACUUUGGUGAAAUCAUUAGCUGGUCCAGAUCCAUCCAAUGAGAAAAAUACAGGAGAAAAUGAUCAUCUUGCACUGGCUGUGAGUUUGGGUGUUUGUGGACUAGUACUUCUAAUCAUUGUUGCAGUUGGAAUGAUCAUCAAGUAUCGCAAUAGAAGUACAAGAACUGGAGCUCAACCACUGCAUGAAAUAGUACCACCAGAUCAGCUUCAUCCACAUCAUGGUAAUGAUUAUGAGUACCUGGCUGACAAAGUUACURUGAAUGAAUAUACUUCAGCCAAUCAAUUGUAACAAAAUCAAAAUAUAUUUUUGUAUAAUUGACAUAAUGGUAAGGAUAAAAUUUAAUUAUAAAAUGGUUUGAUAAAAAAUGAAAAGAAACAAAACUAUAAUAACACAUAAUAAUUACAUUUACAUGAAGUCUCUAUUUCCAUUGUUUUCUUUUGUUUUUGUCAUCCUAGAUAUCUCAACUAUAAUGAUCAUUCACUUAAUUUUUAUAUGCAAAAUAUCAAAGUAUGUACUUGCAAAAAAUUAAAGAUCAAAAAUACAAAAAAAAAUGUAAGAAUGCAGUCACCAUACACAAAUAUUUGCACUUGAAAUAAAAUCUAUAUUUAUUGAUAA